Molecule: messenger RNA, 2703 nt
Organism: Closterium sp. Naga37s-1
Lineage: Eukaryota; Viridiplantae; Streptophyta; Zygnematophyceae; Desmidiales; Closteriaceae
Source: the annotation of a GenBank genome assembly
AUGCGCUUGAGAGGCUUCUAUGACCACUCCACCCCCAUUAAUACCCUAGCACCGCACAUCACCCCCGUUACCCCUGUAUCACCGCACACCACCCCUCUCCUGCACCUCCUGGGCACCAGGUGGGCGGGGUCAUCUGUGGGCGGGGUCAUCUGUGAGGCGCAGUACUUCCAGAAUGUCAUGCGCGUGGGCUUCCAGCUGCGACAGGCCAUGGUAGCAGCAGUGUUCAGCAAGUCACUCCGGCUGAGUCACAGUGGGCGGCAGGGCUUCAGCACGGGGCGCAUCACCAACAUGAUGACCAACGACGCUGAGUCGCUGCAAAUGGUGUGUCAGCAGUUGCACGGCCUCUGGUCGGCGCCUCUCCGCAUCCUCGUCUGCAUCUUCCUGCUCUACCAACAGCUGGGGGUGGCAUCUGUGCUCGGCCUGCUAAUGCUGCUCCUCAUGAUCCUCGCCCAGGCAAUGAUAGUGAAUUGGGUGCAGAAGCUGGUGAAAGCAUCACUGCAGCGCAGCGACAAGCGAGUGGCGCUCAUGAGCGAGGCGGUGAUAGUGAACAGGGUGCAGAAGCUGGUGAAGGCAUCACUGCAGCGCAGCGACAAGCGAGUGGCGCUCAUGAGCGAGAUGCUGGCAGCCAUGGAUGUGGUCAAGUUGUACACGUGGGAGGGGAGCUUUCAGAGCAAGGUGGCACGCAUUCGAGCGGACGAGAUGGGGCGCAAUACAUCAUGGCGGUGGGUUGUGUGCGGUGUGAUAGAGGGUGAGAUGGGACAGAUGGCGCAAUACAUCAUGGCGAUCAACUUCCUGCUGAUGAGUGUGUUGCCAGUGCUGGUGACGGUGGUGUCGUUCGGCUGCUACUCGCUGUUAGGCCACCAGCUCACAGCCGCCAAGGCCUUCACCUCCAUCUCCCUCUUCGCUGUGCUGCACUACCCCCUCCACAUGUUCCCCAGCCUCAUCACCCAAGUGAGUGCUCAGCUCAUUGCUAUGCGAGUCUCUGGUUCCGCCCCCCCCCCCCUCCACAUGUUCCCCAGCCUCAUCACCCAAGUCAGUGUUCCACCUCUUACUAGUGCAAACUUCUGUGUCUGGGUACUGUCUUGUCUGGUCCCCAACCUCAUCACCCCUCCAGAGGUGGUGAACGUGAACGUGUCUCUCACGCGCCUGCAGGAGAUGCUACUGGCAGACGAAACGGACAUUGACGCCCCUGCGCCGCCCAUCGACCCCGCCAAGCCGGCAGUCGAGGUCUCCCAUGCCUCCUUCGCCUGGAGCGCUGCUCCCUCUGCUAACGGUGCUCCCACUGCUGCCGCUAACAGGGCUCCCACUGCUGCUGCUGCCAACGGUGCUGCUGGGGGAGGGGCAGGAGGAGGAGGAGAAGGCAAGGAGAAGGGUGGAGUGGGGGGGGAGGGGAAGGAGAAGGACGUGGGGGGCACUCUAACGGAUGUGACUCUAUCGGUGGAGCCUGGGAAGCUGGUGGCCAUUGUGGGCGCUACAGGGCAAGGCAAGUCGUCGCUGGUCAGUGCGCUGUUGGGCGAGAUGCCCAUGGUGGCAGGGGACUCUCCUCCAAUCAUCAGAGGCCUCGUGGCCUAUGUCUCCUGGAUUUUCAACGCUACACUGCGCGACAACAUUUUGUUCGGGCUGCCCUAUGACAAGCAGCGGUACGAGCGGGCAGUCCAAGUCAGCGCCCUGGAGAGAGACCUGGAGCUGCUGCCAGGGGGCGACCUGACGGAGAUAGGCGAGAGGGGAGUGAACGUGAGUGGCGGGCAGAAGCAGCGCAUCAGCAUUGCGAGAGCGGUCUAUUCUGAUGCCGAUGUCUUCUUCUUCGAUGAUCCGCUCUCCGCCCUCGACGCCCACGUCGCCAAGCAGGGCCCUCAACCACCAGCUCAAGUCCUCUACCUCUCCUCCCCGCUCUCCCUCCCCCGCAUUGACUGGUUGGUGGUGGUGGAGAGGGGGUGGAUAGCAGAGCAGGAGCUGUCCCUGCAUCUCCAUCCUCCUCAAUCCCUCUUCUUCACUCCCCCCGCCCUCCCACUCCCCUCGUCCCCCCAUGAACCCUCGUCCCUCCUUUCAGCGGUGGACUGGGUGGUGAUGGUGGAGGGGGGGCGCAUAGCAGAGCAGGGGCCGUACGCGCAGCUGAAGGCGUCGGCACCCAAGUUCCAGCGGCUGCUGGAGAAGGCAGGCGCGCUGGAGGAGCACGGGGACGCGGAGGUGGGAGGAGAGGGAGCGGAAAAAGCCGGUGGGAGUGAGACAAGCGCUGAAGCUGCAGCUGCUGCUGCAAUGUCUGGCAGCAGCAGCAACAGUGGUGGUGGUGGCAGUGGCGGGGGUUCUGCUGCUGCAGAGAACGGCUUUUCUAGCAGCAGAAACCAGGUUGGGGAGAAGAGCGGAGCAGGGAAGGGGGAGAAGAGCAGAGCAGCAGGAGGAACAACUCUAGUGCAGGUGGAGGAUAAGGCGCAGGGGGUGGUGAGCGCGGCGGUGGUGUGGCGGUAUGUGAGGGCCAUGGGGGGAACUGGCGUGCUGGCGGUGCUCAUCUCGCUCUACGUGCUCGUGGAGGCCGCCAGGGUGCUGGCCAGCGUGUGGAUCAGCGUGUGGACCGGGUCCGUGUCUCCCGGUGGCCAAGGGUCGCUGUACUUUGUGGCAGUCUACUCGCUCAUCUCGCUGGGUGAAGUGCUGCUCACCUUUGCCAACCAAUACUUCCUCGUGAGUAACGGGCCAUGGGCCGGCUGA